CCCGGUAAGGAGGCAGGUCCGAGGACUGCUCGGACACACCGCCGAGCAGUCAUGCGGCCGUCCCCGCACCGCGCUCCCGGGCUGCUGCUGGUGCUGCUGGCGCUGGCGGCUCAGGCCCCGGCCGAGAAGACACCAGCGCUGUGGCCCUGGCCGAGCUCCGUGAAGGUGUCCCCGAAGCUGCUGAACAUCGCAGCGGAAAACUUCCUCAUCGUCCACGGCCCCAAUUCCACGGCGGGCCCCUCCUGCCCGCUGCUGCAGGAAGCGUUUCGGAGAUAUUACAACUAUAUUUUUGGUUUCCACAAGAGGCUUCAUGGCCCUGCUAAUUUUCAAGACGGAGCUCAGUUAGAUCAACUUCAGGUCUCAAUUACCCUGCAGUCACAAUGUGACUUCUUCCCUACUCUGUCUUCAGAUGAGUCUUAUUCUCUACUUGUGCAAGAACCGGUGGCUUUCCUCAAGGCCAACAGAGUCUGGGGAGCAUUACGAGGCUUAGAGACAUUUAGCCAGUUAGUUUACCAAGACUCGUAUGGAGCCUUCACUAUCAACGAAUCCAGUAUUACUGACUUACCAAGGUUUGCUCACAGAGGAAUUUUAAUUGAUACAUCUAGACACUACCUGCCCAUGAAGACAAUUUUUAAAACUCUGGAUGCCAUGGCUUUUAACAAGUUCAAUGUCCUUCACUGGCACGUAGUGGAUGACCAGUCUUUCCCCUAUCAGAGCACCGCUUUUCCUGAGCUAAGCAAUAAAGGGAGCUAUUCUUUGUCUCAUGUCUAUACACCAAGCGAUGUCCACAUGGUGCUUGAAUAUGCCCGGUUGAGAGGAAUUCGAGUUAUACCAGAAUUUGAUACCCCUGGACAUACACAGUCUUGGGGAAAAGGUCAGAAAAACCUUCUAACUCCAUGUUACAGUGAAAGAAAGCAAAUAGAAAAGGUUGGACCUAUAAAUCCAACUCUAAAUACAACUUAUACAUUCUUUAAAACAUUUUUCAAAGAAAUCAGCAGUGUGUUUCCAGAUGAGUACAUUCAUUUGGGAGGAGAUGAAGUGGAUUUUGAGUGUUGGUCAUCAAAUCCAAAAAUCCAAAAUUUCAUGAAGAAAAAAGGGUUUGGCAAUGACUUUACAAAACUGGAAUCUUUUUAUAUUAAAAAGAUUUUGGAUAUUAUUAAAUCCUUGAAGAAAGGAUCCAUUGUUUGGCAAGAGGUUUUUGAUGACAAGGUUGAGCUUCAGCCGGACACAGUGGUUGAAGUGUGGAAGGGUGAAAACUACUUAGAGGAGCUAAGAGAAGUCACGUCAUCUGGCUACAAGGCAAUCCUUUCUGCUCCUUGGUACUUAGACAUCAUUAGCUAUGGCCAAGACUGGAGACAAUACUACAUAGUAGAUCCUCUUAAUUUUCAAGGGUCUGAGAAGAAGAAACAACAACUUGUCAUUGGUGGAGAAGCUUGCCUAUGGGGAGAAUUUGUGGAUGCAACUAACCUUAUUCCAAGAUUAUGGCCUCGGGCAAGUGCUGUUGGUGAGAGACUUUGGAGUCCUGCAACUGUCACUGACCUAGACAAUGCCUACAGCAGACUGGUGACACACCGUUGCAGAAUGGUCAGCCGUGGAAUAGCUGCACAACCUCUUUUUACUGGACAUUGUGACCGUGAGCAUAAGAUGGAAGAGUGAACAGAAAAGUCUAUAGCAGUUUGAACUAUAAUCAUGUUGAUUUUGAAAUCAUGUAAAACUAAUAUUUGCUACUUUUUAAAUAAACCAUCUUUUUAUUGAUUUACUACCUGUA
Phodopus roborovskii (desert hamster) is the source of this 1768-nucleotide messenger RNA. RefSeq names its product hexosaminidase subunit beta (gene Hexb). The coding region runs from base 52 to 1656 and encodes 534 amino acids. Gene Ontology annotation, molecular function: beta-N-acetylhexosaminidase activity. Gene Ontology annotation, biological process: carbohydrate metabolic process; ganglioside catabolic process; glycosaminoglycan metabolic process. The record is from RefSeq and is a predicted model, not a curated record. The transcript has 14 exons. Gene Ontology annotation, cellular component: membrane. NCBI's taxonomy places the organism in Eukaryota, Metazoa, Chordata, Mammalia, Rodentia, Cricetidae.